AGUGAAACCACGAAGAUGUUGUUGAUGUCGUAAAAGACGGCUUCCACUGGUCUUUGCCUGCCAUCCGCUGCUUCAACAGUCAGAAGCCUAAACAGUAGACUAUCAAGUUACAGCCUCUCGGAAGUUGCUGAUGUGGCAUCUACAAACACAACUCAGCCUCUUUUAACCCUCUGUCUACUUGGCAUCAUUCGUUGUUCCACGUUUACCAUUUCCACUCGCGCACUUUUUCCUCUGGCACCAAACCAAAUACAUUUCCUCUUCGUUUUCUCUUCUCUCUCUACACAAAAAGCCAUCGUAAUCUCCGAUGUAAAUUCUUUUAUCACUAAUCAUGAAGAAAUAUAUCUUAAUUCUUUGCGCACUUUUGGAUCUUUAUAUGGUCGUCUGUCAAGAACUCUUAAUAGUAACAAUUGCUACCAAGGAGACUGAUGGCUUUAGAAGAUUUAUUAAGUCAUGUAACAAGUACAAGUUGAAAGUGUCGGUUGUUGGUAUGGGCAUGAAAUGGGAGGGUGGUGACAUGGACAUGGGUGUGGGUGGUGGACAUAAGAUAAAUCUUUUGAAGGAUGAAUUGAAACAGUAUUCUGACAGAAAAGACUUAAUUAUCAUGUUUACUGACAGCUAUGAUGUUGUCUUUACAAAUGGCUCGGAAGAUAUUUUGAGUAAAUAUAAGAAACUAGGAUCUCGUGUUGUAUUUGCUGCUGAAGGGUUCUGCUGGCCUGAUCACACACUUGCUAAACAAUAUCCUGCUGUUUCUGGAGUUGAGAAGCGCUUCUUAAAUUCUGGAGGUUUUAUGGGUGUUGCCAAGGACGUCUAUGAGAUUGUCACCUUUAAACCUAUUGGAAAUAAAGAAGAUGAUCAACUUUACUAUACCAAAAUAUUCCUCAACAAAGAACUGCGUACACGAUGGGACAUUAAAUUGGAUACAAAAUCAACGAUAUUCCAAAACUUAAAUGGAGCGCUUGGUGAGAUUAUGGUGAAAUUUAAAGGGCCUCACAGUUUCCUGUAUAAUGUGAAAACUAGACAAACACCAACUGUUGUACAUGGAAACGGACCAGUGAAGGAAGAAUUCAGUCGACUUGCCAAUUAUCUUGGAGAUGGUUGGACAAAAACUGGUGGUUGUCUUUCCUGUAAAGAUGAUGUGCUCAGCCUAUCUUCUGUAAAGAUUUCUGAUUAUCCAAAAGUAAUGAUUGCAGUUUUUAUACAUCACAAUAUUCCAUUUGUGAGAGAAUUCUUUGAUAAAGUUUACAAGCAGGAUUAUCCAUCGAAACACAUUGAUUUGUACAUCCACAACAAAAUGGAAUAUCACCACGAGGAAGUGAAAUCAUUUAUUAAAGAUGCUGAAAACAGCUACAAUUCUUUGCAUUACAUAGCUCCAGAAAACAAUGUUGAUGAAGCAACGAGCAGGAAUUGGGCUGUUGAGUCCUGUAUACAGAAGUCAUGUCGUUAUCUUCUCUCAAUUGAUGCUACAGCUCAUCUUGACAACCCAAAAGCAUUACGACUGCUCAUUGAACAGAACAGAAGUGUUUUAGCUCCUAUGGUAGCUCGCCCUGGUAAGUUCUGGAGUAACUUCUGGGGAGCAAUUAGUAAUGAUGGUUAUUAUGCUCGUUCAGAAGAUUAUCUGGACAUUGUGGACAGUACAAGACGUGGGCUUUGGGUUGUUCCAUACUUAUCAGAAGUUUAUUUGAUUCAUCACCAUCUGCUGCCUGAUUUGAAAACUGCUUACAUCAAUGGUAAAUUAGACCCAGACAUGGCAUUUUCCAAAACUCUUCGAGAUCAGGGCAGACUGAUGUAUGUGACAAAUAUGAAAUAUUUUGGCCACUUAAUUAAUUAUGAUAAUUUUGAUACCAGUAAAAAAUACAGUGAACUCUGGCAGAUAUUUGAUAAUCCAGUUGACUGGGAAGACAGAUAUAUCCAUGAAAAUUACACAGAUGUCUUUCAAGAUGAUGCAGUUGCUGAACAGCCUUGUCCUGAUGUAUUUUGGUUCCCUAUUGUUAGUGAGGAAUUUUGCAAAGAAUUCAUUGAUGUGAAUGAAAAUUAUGGCAAGUGGUCCAGUGGUCAAAAUGAUGAUCCACGUUUGAAUGGUGGAUAUGAAAAUGUCCCAACAAUUGAUAUCCAUAUGAAUCAAAUAGGGUAUGAGAAAGAAUGGCUUCAUUUCUUGCACAAGUAUAUCACACCUCUUCAGAAGAAGGUCUUUGAAGGUUAUCAAAAUGAGCCACCUCAAGCUGUUAUGAAUUUCAUUGUCCGAUACAAACCUGAUGAACAGCCACUAUUGCGACCCCACCAUGACUCAUCAACAUUCACCAUUAAUAUUGCCCUCAAUACACGAGAAGCUGAUUAUGAGGGAGGUGGUGUUCACUUUAUUCGUUACAAAUGUAAAGUUCUGGACACAAAGAAGGGUUGGCUGUUAAUGCACCCUGGACGUCUAACACAUUUCCACGAAGGGCUGAGAACGACAAAAGGCACCCGUUACAUCAUGAUCUCUUUUAUUGAUCCUUAAAUAGUAAAAGAAAAAAAAAAGUUUCAUGGAUUUCUUUUUUUUUUCUGGACAGAUAGAACUCUAUUGUGAUGUUAUCACAGAGUUUGCCUGGCUACUUUUACAUCCGUCCAAAAUUAUUGCAUUCAAAACCCCACCUCUUUUAUAAUAUUUACUGCAUUUAUUUUGAGUUCUUUUCUAACUUUGUACCAAAGCUUUUAUCGGAUAUUAAUCUCAAACAAACAUUUUUAAUAUAUAAAAUUUCAGAAAUAUCUUAUUUUUUUUAACUUGCUCAAAAUAGUUUUUAAACCUAUUAGCAGCAAUCAAAACCCACCUGACAUGCUCAACAAUGAAGACAAUUUGGUGUCUUAUAUUCUAUAUAUCCACAAUUAAACUGCUUCUUUUGGUGAACAAGAGGAUUAUUUGAACCAGUGAUUUUAUUUACAAUUUCCAUUUGUUUCAAAUGUAAAGACUUUGAAAUGUCUUUAUUUAAUUCAAGCUUGCUGUUUAUCAAUUCUAAAUUGGUUUAUUUGUAUAUUUUUUUAUUUUUAAAAAUGUGAUUGUAAUCUUGGAGUUAUUGAUGGUAACUAAUACAAGAACAAGCUCCCUAUCUUCUACAAACUGCUACAUUAAACUACCAAGCAAAAGCUGACGAUUAAUUGUUAACUUGUUUUUUUUUUUUUCGAUUUUAUUAUUAUUUUGAAAAAACCUUAUAAUUUCUGAGUCUAUAAUUUUGUUGUGAACUUCAAACCACUCCAGAAGUUACUUUUCUUAUCAUUUUAGAAGUGUUGGCUAUAAGAAUUUAGCUGAUCAUUCAAACACUAAUUUUUGAGGCAAUACUUUUGGAAGGCAAACUUUGUGUAUUGAUUCAACAAUCAAUAAAUUUUCACAAUAUUUUACUCUGUAUAUUACAGUAAAAAUUAUAUAACAAUCUUUAUUUUUUUUUUUUGGUUUACAUUUACAACAUGGGUAUUUCCCCAUCCCUUGUUCAUAUUUAAUUUUUAAAAAAAAUUUUUUUUUCUUAAAUCUAAGUUGUAGUGAGCAGAUUGUUAUUAAAAAAAUCCAUCAACAAAAGAUAUUUAAAUUAGGAUAUUUACUACUUUUGUACUAAAUUAGUGAUGAAGUUAAGCUUCAUCAAUGAUCACUGUUUACAAUCAAAUGUAUUUAACUUGUUUUUGAGCAGAGAAUUUUUAUAACAUUAUCUUAUUGAUAGAGGUUUCUCUAGAAAAUGGUAACCAUCAAAAUGGCUCAAUUUCAGACACUUACCAAUACAUCUUUUCUACCGUCUUCCAAUGAACUACCAGCGAAUUAAAGAAAUAAAAUU
Messenger RNA from Octopus sinensis (East Asian common octopus), 3794 nucleotides. Its product is annotated as multifunctional procollagen lysine hydroxylase and glycosyltransferase LH3. Bases 329 to 2494 code for a protein of 721 amino acids. The record is from RefSeq and is a predicted model, not a curated record. Gene Ontology annotation, cellular component: endoplasmic reticulum. NCBI's taxonomy places the organism in Eukaryota, Metazoa, Mollusca, Cephalopoda, Octopoda, Octopodidae. Gene Ontology annotation, molecular function: L-ascorbic acid binding; procollagen-lysine 5-dioxygenase activity; iron ion binding. Gene Ontology annotation, biological process: peptidyl-lysine hydroxylation. The transcript has 20 exons.